Messenger RNA from Diaporthe citri, 1014 nucleotides. RefSeq lists its product as uncharacterized. The transcript has a single exon. NCBI's taxonomy places the organism in Eukaryota, Fungi, Ascomycota, Sordariomycetes, Diaporthales, Diaporthaceae. The record is from RefSeq and is a predicted model, not a curated record. The coding region runs from base 1 to 1014 and encodes 337 amino acids.
AUGGGCAUACUCUACGCUUCAACCUUCACAGAAGCGCCUCUCUAUGAUGCGGAUGCUGUCAGUAUCAUGGACAGUUCCCAGCCAGCCACGACUCCCUCAAUCAUCCACGUGGACAACGUGGAUGGUGAUGACCAUCCUCCUUGCCGCUCAAGCGACGCAGAAUUCGACCUGGCGUCAGUUGAAUAUGGCCUCUGGCUGCCGGACCGACACGACCGCUUCUUGUCAGAGGUGAUCGCUAUGAGUCACGAUGAGCUCCUGGCUCUCGCUUUAGCGGAGAUGACCCCUGAGAAGGGCACGGAGGCGAAUCCAAUUGACCUCACCGAAGACAUUGCGAAGCUCAUACCAGACGGUCUGGGAAGCCUCUCGUGCGCCACGCUUGAUAGCGGCAACUCUUGUCACUGCUCAAACCUCCCCACCACGGCUGGAAAACAGCAGGCCCAACUAUACCGACCGCCGUCGACCGACUCACUAUUUUCGCCACCGAGCCUGCGAGCCUCGCCUGGUUCUCCAAUCCCACAGGGGAAAAAACGCAAGGCUUGCUCAGUCAAUUUUUCCAGGACGUCAAAACGCGCCAAGGCAAAACAGUCGAGCGCCAUGCGGCCACACGCUGCGUCUGCUCGCCCAUCAGCUCGUUAUUUGCACGAAGAGAAGGUGUUCUUGCGAUUGGAGAAGAUUUUCGUGACUUUCGGAACGCAAAGAGACGAGUGUCACUGGAAGAAGAGGCUGGCGUCAUGGUCAUCGGGUUCUGAUAACUUUGCGGACAUCCGUUGGAUGUUCGAGGAACACAGCGACGCUGUGUCGGUUCAAGUUCGACCCGAUGGUGUCGGGCACCUGGUGGAAUUGGCAUGGGAAGGCGAGGGCCAAUGUUUUAUCGGCAAAACUUUGGACGAAAAGUGGAUCGAGGUAUCAAGUGAAGUGAUGUUGGCUAUGCACGACAACCCUCUUGACGGCCAGUUUGUGGGGAGCCGUUGGGAUUGGAGGCGGUCUGGGAAGUGUGCUCGAAAUGGAGAUUAG